Molecule: messenger RNA, 2528 nt
Organism: Myxozyma melibiosi
Lineage: Eukaryota; Fungi; Ascomycota; Lipomycetes; Lipomycetales; Lipomycetaceae
Product: peptidase family S64-domain-containing protein
Exons: 1
Coding region: 112-2235 (707 amino acids)
Source: RefSeq, a predicted model, not a curated record
GAGCUCGCUCGUUUAGCCGGCGCUGCUUCUUCGCCCGGUGCGUGACUCCUCACCGCUUCUCUUCCUCUUCACCACCUCACCUCCUUCUUCACCUUCUUCACCUUCUUCACCAUGGCUGAUCGCAAGGAAAAGGACAGAAAGGACAAAGAGCUGCGGCCGAUAAAUCCCGCGCUGGCAAAGCUCGCGACGCCCGAAGCGCCCGUCAGUCCGCUCUCCAGACCUGCGCCCUGGGGCGACCUCGACAUCGACUACUGCCGCGACCAGCGCGCUGACUCCGUCUACUCCGCCAACUCCUACGCGCCUUCUGUUCGCUCGGCCCGCACGUCCUCCUCCGGAUUCUCCCUUCUGCGCUCCUCCGCGUCCUCCAUCUCCGGCGAGUCCGUCUUCUCCCGGCUCAGCAUCGAUGCCGCCGGGCCUGAUGAGUUCUACGCCGCAGAGAGCAUGGGCGUCGCCAUCCCCCUCCGCCAGGACUCCCGGCUCUCUGCCGCGCCCGCCCUCGCCUCCAUCGCCGAGAACAAGCGCGACAUCGCCCAGGACCUCGGGGUCGUCGCUGCCGACUGCCGCUCCGUGCUCGAACAGGUCGGCCACCAGAUGAUGGACCUCUCCAAGGCCGCCUCCUCGCUCACGCAGACCAUCCGACUCGCCGCAGUCGCCUGCGCCAAAGCCCUCGGCACCCCGACUUCUUCCUCCUCCUCUUCCACCUCAUCCCUGCCGCCGCCCCUCUCGCCCGUCACCUCGCCCGCCCUCGCCUCGAUCCUCAAGGUCGUCCUGCACUUUGCUGACAACCUGCUCGUCGGCCUUCCCUACGCUUCCGCCCGCUCGCUCCUGCUGCGGGCCACCGCCGAGCUCGGCAUCGUCCUCCGUCUCAUGCCUUCCUACUCUCCUGCUCUCGCUCCCCCACAGCCGCACAACUUUGCCAUCUCGGCCGAGUUUGAAAAACCAGAGACGCCGGCGAAGCUCGCGCUCGACAAACUCGCGCAGCUCAUGGCGGUUUUGCCGCAGCACCAGGUCUUUUCCGAGCACGACGGUGCGUUUGUUGCUCCGAUCGCUCGUGGUUUCUCCGAAUCGUUCUCGAUCGUGUCUGUGCUGUUUGGUGUUCCCUCGCCGACCACUUCCGACCACGACUCUGUCUCGGCUCUGUGGGAUGUCGCGGACGAUAUCCACUUUUUCUGCCAGCGCAACCGUAUUUUGGUUGCUGCGGGUAAGGUGUCUAUGGCUGGAUUCCGUGCGCCGUUCCGAAACUCGGCGGCAGAGGUUCCUCCGAUGUCGAUGUCGAUCGCGACGGAGGACGCUGAGACGCUGAGUGGAACGCUGGGUGGAUAUGUGUAUCCGAAGGUUGACCCCAACGACCCUGCGCUUGCGGCCUACUCGCAGUCUGCGUUUGCAAUGACCUGUGCACAUGUCUGCUUGACAGAAGCUAAAAUUCGCCGACCGCCUGUGUCGGUGCCGUCGCCGGUGCUGGUGAAUAUGUAUCGCGACACGCUGCUGAAGGAGUACGCGCGGUAUGCGCCUCACUCUGACGAGCGGCGGGCGUUCAAGCGGGCGGUGAAUGCGCUUGAUGCGCAGUACCCUCGUCAGAACGGACGGUCGGUGCCGCCCAAGUUUGGAGACGUGCUGUGGGGCGAGCGCACGCUUGCGAACGGCAUGAUUUCGGAUGUUGCUAUUGUGCGGUGUCGGCCGGGUCUGAAGCCGGAGGAUAACGAGCUUGGAGACGAUGUUCCGUUUGCGGAGUUUGACCCGUCGCUGAUGUUUACAAACUUGUCAGUGCGACGAGUGGUUAAGAGACUUGUUCCGGGGUUGGAGGUGUUCAAGUAUGGAUCUACGUCAAAGUUCACUACUGGCAAGCUUAACGGGCCGCGGUUGAUUUACUGGGCCGAUGGCGCGCUACAGUCGUCAGAGUUUGUAGUUGCGGCCGCCCCUUCGGGUAUGUUUGCGACAGGAGGAGACUCUGGCGCGUGGAUUCUUCGCAAGGACGGAAUUUCGGGAUUGGGAGUUGUUGGCAUGCUGCAUGCGUACGACGGCGAGCACCGAGAGUUUGGACUGUUUACGCCGAUGACGAGGAUUCUUGACCGGCUACGGGACGUGACUGGGAUUGAGUGGGGAGUUGUAGGAGCGAAGGAUGUCGAGGGAAGUGAGGAGGAGGAGAUGAUGGUUGGUGGGUCGGAGACGUCAGACUCGUCGAGAGGGUUUGAUGGAUCGCUUGCGGAUUCGUCGAGUGAUUCGGAGCUGGAGUAGAGAUGGUUACUUGUUAGUAUGUUAUGAACGGAUUACUAUGUUUUUCUUUGAUUUAUUUACUAUUUUCUGUACUAUUACCCGAUGGUUUUCCUUUCUAUUUCUUUUUUAUCUUUUUUAUUUAUAUUGGAUUUGGACGUAUAAACGGUUUUUCUCUUCUUUUUUAUUGUUUGAGAAGAUGGUAUUUGGAAAAGGAUUUUAUUUUAUUUAAUAGAAGAUUCAGAUUAGAAGAAGAAGAAGAGAAGAAGAAGAGAAGAAGAAGAGUAGAAGAAGAGUAAGAUUUGGGUUUGCUGAUA